AUGAAAUAUAUCGAAUCGGGGAAGAAGCAGGGAGCAAAAUUAGAAUUUGGCGGUGAACGUGUGGGAAAAAACGGUUUUUUUAUUCAACCCACAGUAUUUAGUAAUGUCAAAGACGAUAUGGACAUUGCUACCGACGAGAUAUUCGGUCCUGUGAUGAGUAUUUUGAAAUAUCAUGAUUACGACGAAGUAAUUAAACGAGCCAAUGAUACGCCAUUUGGUCUUGCUGCCGGCGUUGUGACAAAAGAUAUAACACGCGCAAUGAAAUUUGUUGCACAGUUACAAGUAGGCACUGUUUGGGUCAAUGAUUACGAUGCAGUCAUCAACCAGUUGCCAUUUGGCGGUUAUAAACAAUCUGGUCAUGGAAGGGAAUUAGGUUCCUAUGGUUUACAAGAAUAUUAUGAAAUAAAAACUGUUGUUAUCAAGCUUAUAUGA
Didymodactylos carnosus is the source of this 432-nucleotide messenger RNA. The record is from the annotation of a GenBank genome assembly. NCBI's taxonomy places the organism in Eukaryota, Metazoa, Rotifera, Eurotatoria, Philodinida, Philodinidae.